AUGACGUCAGGAUUGAAUCGCUUUAACCCAACUGUUACGGUGGACGAGUAUCUCGCUGAGAGCAAUGUAUUGUUCUACCUGAGUGAUGCUCUGACCCAGCUCCUGGAACAUAAAGAGGAAUAUACCCAUUUUGGCGUAAUACGCUACUUCGCUGAAUAUUUCAGCAGUGUCAAGAACAGUAACCACAUCCUCUUCAGAGAGUUUAAUUACAUCAACGCGACUCCUCAUAAUAGAGCCUCAUUCAUCCGAGUCUUCUGGAGAUGUUUCCGGCAGAUAGGAAAGAGUGGAGAUCUGCUGUCCAGUUUGGAUUAUAGCUCCCUGCUCCAGUUGUUGUGUCCUGAUUUCCCAAUGGAGAUAGUAAAGAGUGCAGCCAGAAUUGUGUCAAUGGAUGACGGGUUGGACUGCUUGAUGUCUUUCUCGGACUUCCUUUACGCCUUCCAGCUGCAAUUCUACUACCAAGAAUUCCUGGAUAGUGUGCUGCUGAUAUACCAGGAUCUGUUAGCUGGGAAGAGUCCAAACACAGUUAUUGUACCCACAUCAACAACAGUCGAACAGCCUCCUUGCUUGACCGCAGAGGAAAAUAAUAAAGAGCAGGAUUUGGAGGUGGAUGCUUCCACUCUGGCUGAGUGUAUAGACGCACUCUGUGACCGCAUCAAAAACAGUCACCCUCCCAGGUCUUGUUUACAAGAAGCACUAGAAGAGACUGACAAAGUAUCAUACUGCAGCUUCCUGAUGAGCCUGGCUAAACACGAAACCAUCAACCAAUUUAUCGGAGUGUUGCCCAGUAAGACCGAGGUACUGAAUGACCCAGAGAUGGACCAGGAACUGGACAAACUCAUCGCCCAGAUCUCCGUCAGCCCCAGUAGCAAUAGCAGUGGCAGUGCAGUGGGGAUGCUAAAGGAGGUGCAGAGAAAGGCGUCCCCCAGAAGGAACAUCCACCACAGGAGGAAGAUGGAGGUUGAGAGCGAUGGCUCGACAGAGGAGACUGACUCGUCUGAAAACUGA
Molecule: messenger RNA, 1005 nt
Organism: Nerophis lumbriciformis (worm pipefish)
Lineage: Eukaryota; Metazoa; Chordata; Actinopteri; Syngnathiformes; Syngnathidae
Source: RefSeq, a predicted model, not a curated record